UCAAUGUGUGUGUGUGUGAGUGUGUGUGUGUGAGUGACGGCAGCCAAGAGAGAGACGCAGAGACACUUUUCUCAGCAGCUCACGUCCUCUGAAAGUGUAUCAGUUUUGUUGCCUGUAGAUGUAGAUGCCACAGAGUCUGUGUGAGAGUAUGUGUGAGAGAGAGAGAGGGCGCGUGUGUGUGUGUGACAUGCCUGAAUAGGAUUAUUAGCAACAUAAAUAUCGACAUGGAUUUCCAACAUCGUGCAGCUCUGGAUAUCUCCACCAGGAACCCUCAGGAUGACUUCGAGAUCCUACUGAGAGUUGGAGGAGGAACCUACGGAGAAGUUUAUAAGGCACGUAACAAGCAGAAUGGAGAGCUGGCGGCCAUCAAAGUCAUCAAGAUGGAACCAGAGGAUGACUUUUCUAUCAUCCAGCAGGAAAUCGUCAUAGUGAAGAGCUGCAAACAUCCCAACAUAGUGGCCUAUUAUGGCAGCUACAUACGAGCCAAUAAACUGUGGAUCUGUAUGGAGUUCUGUGGAGGAGGCUCUCUGCAGGAUGUCUACCACGUGACUGGUCCUCUGACUGAGCCACAGAUCGCCUACAUCUGCAGGGAGAUGCUGCAGGGAUUGGACUACCUGCAUGCACAGAAGAAAAUCCACAGAGACAUUAAGGGUGCCAACAUCCUCCUCAAUGAUCAGGGCGAGGUCAAACUAGCUGACUUUGGGAUCUCGGCUCAGAUCACUGCCACUCUGGCCCGGAGGAUGUCCUUCAUCGGGACGCCAUAUUGGAUGGCGCCAGAGGUGGCAGCAGUGGAAAUUAAAGGUGGCUACAAUGAACUAUGUGACAUCUGGUCCGUGGGCAUCACAGCCAUAGAGCUGGCAGAGCUACAGCCACCGCUGUUUGAUGUCCACCCACUGAGAGUCCUGUUUCUCAUGUCCAAGAGCGGCUACCAGCCUCCUAAACUGAAGGACAAGUCCAAAUGGUCCUCCAUGUUUUAUAACUUUGUAAAGGCCAUGUUGGUGAGGAACCCGAAGAAGAGACCCAGUGCCUCCAAGAUGCUCUCACACAUGUUUUUGACCCAGCAGUGUCUGAACCAGGAGCUGAUCCUGGACCUGCUGGAGAAGUUGCGACACCCUGAGAAACUGAAGACCUGCAUGGUGACGGAAGACGACGAGAUGGAGGUGGCAGUGCCUGGAUCAUUAAAGAGGAUUCAGUCUAUCAACAAACACAACCGGGCAGAGAGGACAAACUCUGACAUAAGCUUGGAACAGAUUUACACUCGGAGGCCUGUGAAGAAAGAAUCACCAAACACAACAUUAAGACCUUCAGUGGGAUCAACCGGCAGCAGCAAGAGUCCAGUGAGAGAUCAGGACACAGACUCAGACGAUGACUAUGAUGACGUGGAUAUCCCUACGAUGACGGCCACCCGUCUCAUAAUGCCACCAGAUGAUACUCCGCCUCCACUUCCUCCGAAGCCCAAAGCUCGGACCAGCUCAGAGGAAAGCAUGACAGGAGAAGACGACCGGGCAAGGAAACCCUCCUCUCUGUACGCCCCCUCCCCUCUCAUCAGGACCUCCAGUGGGACCCAGGUCCGACCUGCGCUCCAACCACGAACUUCACGACACUCAGACCCUACAUCCUUCCCUGUCCAGCGGAUUGACAACCAGGCAGACCUCCUUCCUCCUGAGCUCCCCCCUAAAGGCAUACGCAGACGGCAACCACCAUCAAAGGACCCAGCUGAGUGUGUCAGCCCCGUCAUGAAGAAACCUCCUGUCUACUUUAAAAAGAUCUUCCACGGCUGCCCUCUUAAACUAAACUGCUCCACAACGUGGGAGAACCCAGCCACCAAAGGUUGUAUCAUCCACAGAAUAAAGCACACAGUAAAUUCUCUGCUCUCUCUCAUGCUAUCAGAUUUCUGUUUUAUCUGUCUGACCAGCCUGUGUUUCCUCUCUCUCUCUUCCUCAGACCAGCAUCUGAUCCUGGGGGCAGAGGAAGGGAUCUACACCCUGAACCUGAGCAGCUCAGAGGCCACCAUGGAGCUGUUGUAUCCAGGGAAGUGUACCUGGGUCUACACCAUCAAUAACAUCCUCAUGUCUGUUUCAGGUAAAUCAUCGCAGCUUCACUCUCAUUCACUCAAGGAGUUGUACGAACAGGCUCGAAAAGACCAGAGGAUGGUUUCCUUGCCGACACACAGACUGCUACCAAGGAAAUGUGCAGUGACGAGUAAAAUACCUGAUACCAAAGGCUGCAAGACCUGCGCAGUUGCAGGUAGCAUGCAGCGAGGCUGUGUGUUCCUGUGCUGUGGUCUGGAGUCCAGCGUUGUGCUGCUGCAGUGGUACGAGCCCAUGCACAAGUUCAUGCUCAUUAAGCAUUUUGACUUUCCCCUGCCCAACCCUCUGCGGGUGUUUGAGAUGGUGUCCGUGCCCCAGCAGGAGUACCCGCUGGUGUGUAUCGGUGUCUCUCGCGGGUCCAAUCCCAACCUGCCUGUCAAUGUAGAAUACAUCAACCUCAACUCCAACACAUCCUGGUUCACCAACACUGGCCUGGAGAGACCUUGUCCAGAUGUAGUUCAAGUAAACCAGUUGGACAGCAGUUCACUGCUCGUCCUCCUAGAAAAGUCGGUACAUAUAGUCGGUCUGGAGGGGGAGUUGAAGAGCAGCAGGUCUAUGACCCAUGAGACCACCUUCUCUCAUGAUGUUGAGUCUAUAGUGUAUUUUGAGGAAACGCUGCUGGCAGUGUGGCGUCACGGCUGGCAGAGGAGAGGACAAGGUUUUUCUGAGGUGCUGGAAGAAACCACCGACCACAGAAAGAUCUACCGGCUGGUGCAGUCAGACAGGAUGGUGGUCUUGGAGACGCGUCAGACAGACGACCAGUUGGGGCUGUCCAACCUGUACGUCCUGGAAAUUGCUGAAAACUACGUCAUGCUGCCCUGACUCUCCUGUCUCCUGGCACAGGGCAUGAUGGGAAACUCACACUUGUGUUUGAAGAACUUUAAUCAUUAACCCUGACAGGCAUGGAUGCCACAGUAUUUUAUUUUCUAAUGGGAGGAGAGGAGAUAUAUGAGAAGGAGAGGAUUAUUGUGUUGUAGCCUCCAAUCUGGGGGAGUCUGCUCUUAUUUAUGCUGAGAUCCAGAAUCCAAAAUCCAGACAUCUGAGAAAACCCGAAGUGAACAGUGAAGGAAGGCCCUCCUCUAACACUAAAGAGGAGUAUCUCAGUCGAUCACAGCAGCAGCAGCUGCCUGCAGAGACUUAAACAUUUGGCUUCCAGAAGAUGCCACAUACAUAAACAUAAAGGACUGGAUGGACUCACGCUGUGUAGUUUGUAUGUUGGUGUUCAAGAUACACACUUCCUGCUGCCGUUACACUGUAAUAAAGAUAAUUAACACAAGA
Molecule: messenger RNA, 3368 nt
Organism: Epinephelus moara (kelp grouper)
Lineage: Eukaryota; Metazoa; Chordata; Actinopteri; Perciformes; Serranidae
Product: mitogen-activated protein kinase kinase kinase kinase 5-like
Exons: 31
Coding region: 225-2912 (895 amino acids)
Biological process (GO): protein phosphorylation
Molecular function (GO): ATP binding; MAP kinase kinase kinase kinase activity
Source: RefSeq, a predicted model, not a curated record